UCUUCAGCUGUGGAUAGGAGUGGUCUUUUUCAUACGGCCGGGAAGCAGAAGGAAACCUCAUUCAGUAUAUUGAAAGUGCGAAUUGUAUUUUUGCAACGUAAUUUUGUUAAACCGGACAGUUGCAAACACAAUACUUCGCAAAAGGAAACAUUUUUUUACAUUCUGUCACUUCGUAUUGAAGGUGUAAGACGAUAAGGCAGUAUUUUUUUUCCAAUAUCAAGCUACUUUUGGUUAUAUAUUGGAAGACACGCUCUCUGCAGUGGAUGAUGCAGAAAAGGGGCAACCAUGUAAUGUAUGUGGAGACCAGUGCCCAGGGUUGACAUUACAUAAUUGGAGAAAAAUCUGUCUUCACUGCAAGUGCCCACGUGAGGAACAUAUAGUGACAGUGAUGCCUUUAGAAAUGGAGAAGACUGUGAACAAACUCAUGUAUGAUUUUCAGAGGAACUCCACAUCUGAUGAUGAUUCUGGCUGCGCUUUGGAGGAAUAUGCCUGGGUUCCUCCCGGAUUGAAACCUGAACAGGUACAUCAGUACUACAACUGUCUCCCCGAAGAUAAAGUUCCUUAUGUUAACAGCCCUGGAGAGAAGUAUAGAAUUAAGCAGCUGUUACAUCAACUACCACCACAUGACAAUGAGGUUCGGUACUGCAAUUCACUUGAUGAAGAAGAAAAGAAAGAACUGCGUCUUUUUAGCAGUCAAAGAAAAAGGGAAAGUUUGGGAAGAGGUACUGUUAGACCAUUCCCUAUAACUAUGACUGGUGCAAUUUGUGAACAGUGUGGAGGACAAAUCAGUGGAGGAGACAUCGCUGUAUUUGCCUCACGAGCAGGCCAUGGAAUUUGCUGGCAUCCUCGGUGCUUUGUCUGUGCAACGUGCAAUGAACUGUUGGUGGACCUUAUUUAUUUUUAUCAAAAUGGGAAGAUAUAUUGUGGGAGACAUCAUGCUGAGCGAUUGAAGCCCAGAUGUGCAGCAUGUGAUGAGAUAAUAUUUGCAGAUGAGUGCACAGAGGCUGAAAGCAGGCAUUGGCAUAUGAAACACUUCUGCUGCUUUGAGUGUGAAACUGCCCUGGGAGGCCAAAGAUACAUCAUGAAAGAAGGUCGACCCUAUUGUUGUAACUGCUUUGAGUCUCUAUAUGCAGAAUAUUGUGAUACAUGUGGUGAACAUAUAGGUAUUGACCAAGGGCAGAUGACAUAUGAUGGUCAACACUGGCAUGCUACUGAGUUGUGUUUCUGCUGUGCACGCUGCAAGAAGUCAUUACUUGGACGACCUUUCCUACCGAAGCAAGGACAGAUAUUUUGUUCCAGAUCAUGCAGCCUUGGGGAUGAUGCUAAUGGCUCUGAUUCUUCAGACUCUGCAUUUCAAAGUGCACGAUCAAGGGAGUCCCGGCGCAGUGCUAGAAUAGGCAGAAACAGCAGUAAAGUAGAAGAUAAAAGCUUAAGACAAACUAUCUCACAACCUGCAAUGAGCAGGUAUUCUGCAGAUAUUGAUCCUCUUUCUCAGCAAAUGGACAUGCUUAGUCUUGCUGGCCAAGCUACCAGUUUAAACAAAGAAGCACUAUGGAAAACCAGAGAUACCUAUCAGUUUGACGAUAAUUCUACUGAGAGGGCUACAUUUACAGAAAGACCUUCUCAACCUCUCAAUCAGUAUAGCGUAAGGACUGAAUUUAAUCCAACACAGUGUAUAACUAAUCAAACUGAUAUAUGGGGAAAAGAAUUUAAUACAAAGAGAAAUUCAGUUGCUGCCUUGAAAGAUCAUAGUGAUAGUUUUAUUCAAGAAAAGAAAGAUGAUUAUUAUCCUGCAACAAUCAGAACUCAAGAAAGUUUCAGUAGUGCUUCAACCCAUAGUAUUCCUGAAUCUCGAUCAAAUCCAACUGUGCAGGGAUAUGAGAUGGAAAGAGAGUUGAUUUCUCAUCAGUGUCGAACCAGGCAUCCAAUCAAUGCACUUAGUUUCACUGAUCAGCUCACACUUCUGCAACAAACCCCAAGGGAAUCAAUAGAAUCUCUUGCACUUUCAAAUGCAACAGGGGCUUCAAUGGAAGGUGGUGCCAGGCGCCAAGAACAUUUGUCCAGGUUUUCAAUGCCAGAUUUGAGCAAAGACUCUGGGAUGAAUGGAUCAGAAAAACUUAGCAACAUGGGUACACUCAAUUCUUCUGCUAGAUUUAGAAGCACGGAGUCCAUUCGAAGUCUGAACUCUGCCCAGCAGUACCAGGAUCUGCAGCCACCCUUGGACAGACUAAGGCACCCUUUGCAGUAUAGACAAUCAUCUGCUCAAGGAAGAAUGCCACCAGGGUUUGACUGCCCAGAUGGUGCCAUAAGCAACAGGAUGCAAAAUAGCAUGAAUGCUAGAAUCACGCCCAUGAGUGAACGGACACAGAGGCGUAUGCAUAAUCAGGAGAACAACUCUCGCCAUCAUCGCCACAGAUCGAGGAGAUCCAGACGGUCUCGUUCUGAUAAUGCUCUUCACCUUGCUUCUGACAGACGCUAUCAAAUGAGGGACAGGUCGCACGUGUUUUCAGGUGAAGACUAUGAUCAGUUACUGAUGCGAAGAAACAGCAGGGAUGCAUUUGGAAAUGGUCAGUUGAGGGAUCCAUAUAGUCGGUAUCCCAGAACAGCAUCUGACUUGACACUGCAGAACCAAGUAGGUGAAAAGUUGCUCAGACCUUAUUUUAACGACCAUGAUGAUUGGUGUUCUACCUGUUCCUCCUCCUCAGAAUCUGAGGAAGAAGGAUACUUCCUGGGUCAACCCAUUCCACGUCCCGUUCAGCUACGUCCCAUCACUAAUGAUGAAUUUAUGUAUGGUUACAAUUCACCUAUUCCUUUAUCAUCCUCUCUGAGUGGCAGAUACCAAUCACAUUAUAGGAAGAGACAAAAAAGCAAGAACUGCGUUAUCUCAUAACAUUUUGCACAAUUUAUUUCUAGCAAGAAUGUAAACUAAAAAGUUGCACUCGCAUUAAUUAUUAAAAAGUAACAUUGGCAAAGGCAAUAUGACUUAUCAGUAUUUAAAAGCUACUACAAUAUUACUGUGGUUAAAUGAAGGAGUUUUUUGCUUGCUUUUUCGUUUUGUCUUUUCUUUUGUAAUAUAAUACCUAAUAUACAUUCUACAAUUAUAGUCUAUCAAAUACAUAGUAUACAUUACUAGAAUUCCAUUGCCUGCAUAGCUGUGAGCAUGUUUACAACUUAAGAUAUUUGUCUAUGAUCUAAUUGUGUACUGUAUUUUCCUUUCACUGCCAGUGUUAUAGAUCAAGCUUAACAAUCAAUAUACCAAACAAUGUUACAGAACUGCUUAACCUAUUGUGUUUAAAAUGCAAUGUGUUAUAAUUAAAGUUAAAAUUUCACUAAGUUAAUUUUAUCUUCUGUACAUAUCAUGCAAACAAGGAUUUCUAAAGAAGUAUUUUUAUAUUUUGUAAUGUAAAAAGUGUUUUGAGGUAGUAGUUCAUGCAUGUUCACUUUA
Pristis pectinata (smalltooth sawfish) is the source of this 3445-nucleotide messenger RNA. RefSeq names its product prickle homolog 2b (gene prickle2b). NCBI's taxonomy places the organism in Eukaryota, Metazoa, Chordata, Chondrichthyes, Rhinopristiformes, Pristidae. The coding region runs from base 389 to 2890 and encodes 833 amino acids. The transcript is spliced from 9 exons. The record is from RefSeq and is a predicted model, not a curated record. Gene Ontology annotation, molecular function: zinc ion binding.